Molecule: messenger RNA, 1469 nt
Organism: Stylophora pistillata
Lineage: Eukaryota; Metazoa; Cnidaria; Anthozoa; Scleractinia; Pocilloporidae
Source: RefSeq, a predicted model, not a curated record
UAUUGUUGACGGCCGACCAUUUGCCACGUUGAGGAAUAAAUUGGCUCAACGAAACAAUAAGUUUGAUGAUCAUGUUUCCCUUUCGCCAAGAAUGAAAGAAGAAAGUGGGGUUGCGUGACAUCACUCUUCAUAUCAAUAGUUUACCUGAUGAAAUAUGAACCUGUAACCAGCAAGGGCGUAGACGGCUUUUCGACUUGUCAAACCUUUACAUGAACGCUUUUACCGUCCUUAUAUUGGACCACAGAAAUCAUUACUGAAAUCCUUAGGAAUCUGAACAUUGGUAACAGAUGGCAGCUUUCAGUGCUUUUCAGGCUUGGAAAUUUUACUUCCUCUCAACGUUUGUCGUGGUUGGAAUUUUAAGCCUCUUUUACAUUUUCCAACUUGAAUUAGCUGAUUCUAGUGUCUUUAAGCUGUUGACUCAUAGGUUUCGAAUGAGAAACGUACUUAAGAAUGAAAAGAGCACAAACGUAAUACUAAAUGAAAUUAGUAAAAAGAUUACAAACCACAGUUCCACACCCGCUUAUAGUACGACCACGCGUGCACCAGUUGAAGAGGAAAAAAGUAUUGGUGUUCAAAAUGUAGAGAUCACAAGCCCAGGAUUCAUUCCUUGCAAAGGCAAUGGAACAUGGGAAGUAUACGGGGACUCAGAUUGUUCGGAUAAUUCAAGGCGCGACAAUUUGUGCCAGCUUCUUCGUGCCUGGACUAUUGCAGCCAAGAAACACAACAUCAUUUACACUAUAGGUGCAGGGAGUCUUGUUGGAAUGCUACGGAAUAAUGAUUUAAUUCCCUGGGAUACAGACAUCGACAUAUAUCUCCACGUGAAAUAUUUCCCGCUUUUGCAAAAAUGGGAGAGAGAGAAAAUGUUUACAACGCUUCAGGAAUCAAUCUAUCUGGCGACUCAGCCAGGACCAGUGAAUAAUAUUCCCGAGGAAAAGAGAACGCGUCACAACUGUAACGGAAAGGUGACGUCACAUUACUCAGACAUGUGCUCCUUCCUGGAGCCAAUGGCGAGGUUGAUCAGAGGAAAUUGCUUUAUUGACUUUUUCCAUUAUGAAGAAAAAGGCGACAAGGUUGUAGAACAUGGUGAAAAUCUUGCUGUUAACAUGCAAAAAUAUACAGAUUUCUAUCCAUUUAGGCCAUGUAUUUUCAUGGGUUUUUCAGUUUCAUGUCCAAACAGACCUUUAGAAGUUUUACGAGUUACCUACAGUAGUACGUCUGACAUGAAGAAACCGCCCAAAGUUUGUAAGAACGGUCAAUGGGUUCAUAAUGGAUGAAAGCUAACAAACUAAUUAUAAUCCGCGCGAGAGACCGUAUUCAUAUUAGUGGGUGUAAUUUUAAAGAGGUCGACAUGUAAUCUGUGCAGAGGAAUAUCGAUCGAGUGCUGUAUGGUUCAUGUUCAAUAGGCCAUUUUACAGUUGUGUACUUAGUCGCCAAGCCUUUGAUUUGGAGUGAGGCUGUAGGUGACCAGU